Magnolia sinica is the source of this 2507-nucleotide messenger RNA. RefSeq names its product protein ARABIDILLO 1. Gene Ontology annotation, molecular function: protein binding. The transcript is spliced from 2 exons. Lineage: Eukaryota; Viridiplantae; Streptophyta; Magnoliopsida; Magnoliales; Magnoliaceae. The record is from RefSeq and is a predicted model, not a curated record. Bases 287 to 1996 code for a protein of 569 amino acids.
UGGAGCCUACCCAAGCGGGAAACCAAAAGAAGAAAGAAGCACCUCUCCUCUCCAUCAAUCCCCUCUCUCUCUCUCUCUCUCCUUGGUUAUUUGGCUUUUAUAGAACACUGUCAGAAACCUAGGCUUUCUUCCCCUUUCCCCCAUUCCUUUUCUUUCCAUCCAAGCAAUCGCCUUCUCUCCUUCUCUCCUUCUUCUUCUUCCUUGUCAUGCUCUGGAACCACCACCAACACCUCCUCUCUGGUGCGUCCCAGCUAGACCUCUCUCGAGCCACCUGGCUCUGACCCAAAUGCCUUCUCCUUCACCAGCACCACCUCCUCCAACCCACGCCACUGACACCCUCGAUCUCAUCCGCAACCACCUCCUCCCACUCAUCCUCCUUACUACUCUCUCCAUUAAAUACUUCCAAGGUAGGUGGCAGCUUCUCCGCACCAAGCUAACCCAGCUCCAGUCCUCUCUCUCCUCCCUUUAUUCCUCCCAAAACCCUCUCCUUCAAGAACAUCUCCUCCCCAACCUUCUCUCCACCCUCCAAACCAUCCAAUCCCUUUCCGACCAAUGCCUCCUCCCUUCCCUCCCCUGCGGCAAGCUCCUCAUGCAGAGCAACCUCGACAUGGCCUCCUCCUCCCUCUCUCUCCACCUCCAUGACCUCCAUCUCCUCCUCAAGUCAGGCGUCCUCCUCAAUCCCAACUCCUCCGCCAUCGUCCUCUCCUACCCUGGCCCCUCCUCUUCCAAAGACGACUUGGGUUUCUUCAUUAGAGACCUCUUCACCCGUCUCCAGAUCGGCAGCCUCGAAUUCAAGAAGAAGGCCCUUGAUUCCCUCAUCCAGCUCCUCCACGACGACGACAAGAACUCCGUCCUCGUUGCCAAACAAGGCGAUGUCGGCUACUUAAUUCAUCUUCUCGAUGUCAACAAUCAGUCUUCGAUCCGGGAACAAGCCGUCGCCGCAGUCUCAGUUCUUGCCUCCGCGUCCGAAUCUUCAAGGAAGAUUGUUUUUGAAGAAGGGGGUUUGGGUCCUCUGUUGCGUCUGCUCGAGAUUGGUUCGAUGCCUGUCAAGGAGAAGGCAGCAGUAGCGAUUGAGGCGAUUACUGCUGACCCAGAGAACGCUUGGGCAGUCUCCGCUUACGGCGGUGUCCCGACCCUGAUAGAUGCAUGCCGAUCAGGUUCACCGGUUAUGCAGAUGCAUGCUUCUGGGGCGAUGAGGAAUGUCUCUGUGGUUGAAGAUGUCAGGGUUACAAUGGCAGAAGAGGGGGCAAUUCCUGUUCUUGUUGAUCUCUUGAUUUCUAGUGGGGCUGUGAUGCAGGGAAACGCAGCGCACUGCCUUUGGAUCCUUGCAUCUUCAGGAGAGGAAUUUCGGGUUUGUAUCGUGCAGGAAGGUGGGUUGCAGAGGCUUCUGCAAUUGGUUCAAGAACCCCCAAAUCCAGAUACCAUCGAGUAUGCGCUGCGGGCAAUCUACGCACUUUUGUCAUCGGCCCCAACAGCAAAGGCCUUAUCUUCUUCCACUGGAUUUGUUUCUCAGCUCGGGGAGCUGAUCAAGCAGGGAAAUGUGGGUCUGCAGCAGAUUUCAGCAUCUUUGAUCUGUAAUCUAUCAUUGAGUGAUGAUCGCAAGCGGGCCAUUUCCGGGUGCAUGGCAACGCUUGUGAAGAUGCUGGAAUUGGCAAAACCGGUCGGGAUGCAGGAUGUCGCUGCCCGGGCAUUGGUCUCCUUGCUGUCCGUCCGGUCAAAUCGGAAGGAUUUCGUGAAGGAGGAGAAGAAUGUGAUGAGAUUGGUGCAGAUGUUGGAUCCGAAGAAUGAAGGGGUGUGUAAGAAGUAUCCAAUUUCGGUUGUUUCCGCACUCACAGCUGGAGGUAGUGGAAGCUGCCGUAAGAGGCUGGUGGCUGCGGGAGCAUGCCAGCAUUUGCAGGUGCUUGCAGACAUGGAUGUUGCUGGAGCAAAGAAGGUGCUGCAGCGACUGGCCGGAAGCCGUCUCAAAAACAUCUUCAACAGGACUUGGAGAGAGUAAUCCGAUCAAACAAACUAACCCCACAAAGGUAUUCGUUGGAUUUCUAACCGUCGGAGGCAAGAAGAGCACCAAAGACUUGUUUACUAUAAUACUUGGGAUUUUUAUAUAUAUUUAUUAUUAUUAUAAUACAAGAAAGAAAAAAGAAGAGGAGAUUACAGACUGUCCACAAAGAAUAAGAGUUUCUACUGCUAAUAUUAUAUAUGACUUAAUAGAAGCAUGGAUGCGGGUUUUUAGGGAGUAUCCUGUUUUUUUUUUUUUUUUCCCUUUCUUUUCACUGUAAUUGUUUGACUUUUCCAGCUGUAGAAGAGGAGGUAGUAGAGAGACAUAGAGGGACUUGCUGUUGGUGUUUUUGUUGUUGUUGUUGUUGUUGUUGAGGUGGUGGUGGAUUUUUACUAUGGUAAAUCGUGUGUGGUUUGUUAAUGUACAUUGAAGAAGUGGCUCUUGUUUGAUCAUGUAAAAGAGUCUUUAAAAAAAAAAUCAAAUAGCCAUGUUUUUUUGUUUGGCUAGCGAA